UUGAAAAAAGGAGUCAUUAGCCAGUCUUUAUCACAAAAGUCAUCUGCAGGUUUUCUCAUCGUUAGCCAAGACAGUGUAAAUGGCUCUGACUUUGAUGGUCCGAAAAAAAAGAAGAGGAAGGUUUCAAGUGAACCGCUGGACAAAACUAUAAUUCAUCCAUCUCAGUACUCAACUGCAAGAAGUUUGUUAUCGCGGAUAGGUUUGACGCCGCAUGAUUUACCUUAUCAAGGCUUAGCCAACAAACUGCAAAAUCUUACCAAUCUGACAGCUGAAGAAUCAGCCGUACGUGAUCUAUUUUGUACGGAAAUCAAAACGUUACCGCCUCCUGAACUCAUGGUCGAAAUUCGAAAGAUCAAUUCUUUCAAAGUGGGCGAACAAGUUGUUGGACGAGUAGCGAAUCAAGUGGAAUUCGGAGUCUUUGUCGACAUUGGCGCGGAGAAGAGUGCUCUUGCCCAUCGCAGCUAUCUCCGACAACCUUUUCCUGAAGUAGGAUCUAGCUUGAUGUUUGUCAUAGUGAGCGUCGACGUGCAGAAGGGAAGAAUUGGCGUAAAGCCGGUGGAUUGA
Molecule: messenger RNA, 564 nt
Organism: Strongylus vulgaris
Lineage: Eukaryota; Metazoa; Nematoda; Chromadorea; Rhabditida; Strongylidae
Source: the annotation of a GenBank genome assembly